AGCUUGUGCCUGAAGGGUGAAAGCGUGUGUGGUGCAAACGGACACCAAAAACACAUUGCUUCUCACGGUCGUUGUUUUCCCCGACGUUGUACGAACUGGACCUUGUCCAGCAUGGCGUGUGCACAGAAUGCCGCUAUCUCGGACACAGAAGGUGACGCGCCCUUGCCUGGCUCUCGGGCGCUGGCUUUCAGCGCAGGGAAUUGCCAGGCCCACGCUCUUGAGAGGACGAAGCCCUCAGGCCGCCGGAAAGGAGAAGUGCGCUGAAUUGUCUAGCAACUCCACAGUUGGGCCAUGUGCGCAGGUGUUUGGAGCGCCAUCCUUCUCGGACGACGAGGAUGCAGAAGCUGAACUGGAGGAGGACGGCCUUCCGCCCAACAGGAAGCCAGAAGAGGAGAUCAUGAAGGAGGAGGCGUUCUGGUCCAAAGCCCAAGAGGCCUUGCAGGACCGUGACCGGCGGGAGCGUUUGCUUCGCUUCAUGAAGCGGCAUCGCUUUAAGGACGUCAACAGCAGCAGCGGCUGGUUCUGGAACUUCCGUUUUCCAUUGCAUGCUGCAGUGGAAGACAACGAUGCAGAGAUGGUUCGCAUCUUGCUCCACUUCAAGGCGAAGACAAAGCAGAAGGAUGCGGCUGGCUGGUCCGCUCGGCAGCUCGCUCGGAAGAGGAAUGUCAACGGCUCCCACGACGGUGUGCUUCAAAUCCUGAACGAGCACGCGGCGGCCAGGCGAAAGAGGGCUGCAGCCCGCAGGCAGGCGAAAGAGGCCAAGUUGGCGAACACCGAAGGUAUUGUGGAGAGCAAUGGCCCACAGGCUGAGAAGCCAGAUGCACCGAGAUCACCUGAAGGCAUUUAGACCAAGUCUCGAAUUUGCGGUGCGCUCCGUGCCUGCAUCUUUUGGUCGAGCGCACGCCCAUCCAAAAGGGGAUGAAGUGGAUCUCGCGGUGCUCGUAGGAUGUAAAUCUUAGAUGCUGCACGCUGUUUACUCAUGUUUAGGUCUGGUCGUGCGAACCCAUCGCAAAGCGUAACUUUGCAUGGCAGGUGCUGGUGUGUUUCUUUCGAUUUAGUGCCUUGAAAUCCUUCAUUGCCCAGCGUCACAUUUUUGUCGGCCACGCACGACAUUGUUAAGUUCAAGCACUGCUCCAGUGGUCUUCCAAGCGAUGAUCCGCUGGCAAUGAGUUUUGUUGAGCGGA
Molecule: messenger RNA, 1184 nt
Organism: Effrenium voratum
Lineage: Eukaryota; Dinophyceae; Suessiales; Symbiodiniaceae
Source: the annotation of a GenBank genome assembly